Messenger RNA from Heteronotia binoei (common prickly gecko), 1474 nucleotides. It is a transcript of the gene UNCX, whose product is annotated as UNC homeobox. Gene Ontology annotation, biological process: regulation of DNA-templated transcription. The transcript has 3 exons. NCBI's taxonomy places the organism in Eukaryota, Metazoa, Chordata, Lepidosauria, Squamata, Gekkonidae. Gene Ontology annotation, molecular function: sequence-specific double-stranded DNA binding; DNA-binding transcription factor activity, RNA polymerase II-specific. The record is from RefSeq and is a predicted model, not a curated record. Bases 20 to 1474 code for a protein of 484 amino acids.
CCCACCCACCCCCGCUUCCAUGAUGGACAGCCGCAUCCUGGAGCACCCCCAUGCCCAGUUCGGCGGCAUGGUGGGCUUCCCCUACCCCAUCGGCCACCACCACGUCUACGAGCUGGCCGGCCACCAGCUCCAGGCCGCCGCCGCCGCUGCCGCCGCCUCGGUGCCCUUCUCCAUCGACGGAUUACUCAACGGCUCCUGCGCCGCCUCGGUAGUCAACCCGACCCCGCUCCUCCCCUCGGCCUGCGGAGACAGCCAGCCCUUCAAGCUCGCCGACUCCGGGGACCCGGACAAGGAAAGCCCCGGGUGCAAAAGACGCCGAACGCGGACCAAUUUCACCGGCUGGCAGCUGGAAGAGCUGGAGAAGGCCUUUAACGAGAGCCACUACCCGGACGUCUUCAUGCGCGAGGCGCUGGCGCUGCGCCUCGACCUGGUGGAAUCCAGAGUGCAGGUCUGGUUCCAAAACCGACGGGCCAAAUGGCGCAAGAAAGAGAACACCAAGAAGGGGCCCGGCCGGCCGGCGCACAACUCGCACCCCACCACGUGCAGCGGGGAGCCCAUGGACCCCGAGGAGAUCGCCCGCAAGGAGCUGGAGAAGAUGGCCAAGAAGAAGCGCAAGCACGAGAAGAAGCUGCUCAAGAGCCAGGCGCGCAACCUCCACUCGCCCAGCGGCCUCUCCGUCAACAGCAGCACGCAGAGCUCCGACAGCGACGGCGGAGGGGGGGGCCUGUCCCCGGACCCGCCCGACGGCUGCAAGCCCCCGCUGCCCGGCAGCUGCGACCUCACCGCCCCGGCCUUCUAUCCGGCCAACCGGGGUGGCAGCGGGGGCUGCAGCGCCAGCUGCUCCGCCAAGGAGGCCUCUGCGUCGGGCUCGGAGUGUGCGGCGCCCCCUUCCUCGACGGCGCGGGGCCCCGGCUUCCCCAAGCUCAACCCCUUCAGCGUGGAGAGCCUCCUGUCGGACUCUCCCCCGCGCCGGAAAGCGCCGCUGGAUUUCCCGCCGGCCUUGGCCCCGUGCGCCCCGACGGCGCGCACUCUCUUGGGCAAAGGCCACUUCCUCCUCUACCCCAUCACCCAGCCGCUGGGCUUCAUCGUGCCGCAGACGGCUCUCAAGAGCCCCCCGGGCCAGGAGCCCCCCCAGCGGGGCUCCCCGCUGCCCGCCGCCAACCCCAGCCCGGACCCGGCGCCCCCCAAGAGCAGCACCACCGCCGCCAUCUCCGCCGCGCCCGGCCCCGAGCUCCUGGGCGCCAGGAAGGGACCCCCGCCGCCGCCCGCCCCCUCGCCCCCUUCGUGUGGCGGCUCUUCCUCGCAGGCGGACAGCAUCGGCGGCCCCCCCGCGGCGCAACCAAAGUCCCCCCUUCUCCUCCUCCCCCCGGCGAAAGACGCUUGCCCAGCCAGAGACAAUUCGGAUUGUCGCGCCGAGCCCGGCUGUCCGCCGGAGACCAGCAAUUUAGACUGUGAAGAAGUGGAUAUGGAGUAG